AUGGCGGAUAUACUCACUAUUUAUGGCAUAGGCGGGAUCGGGAAGACAUCUUUAGCCAAACAUAUAUAUGGGCUAUAUUGUCGUGAAUUCCAGAGAAGCAGCUAUAUUGAUGAUAUCACUAGGAAAUGUAAUGGAAAUUUUAAUGGGUUGGUUGAUUUACAAGAACAACUCUUCAAUGAAAUUUACAAAACAAGUUCAAUAAGAUUUCAUGAUGUAUCAAUAUACACCACAAGGAUAGAGAAUGCACUAGCCCGUAGAAGGGUCUUUCUAGUUCUUGAUGAUAUCACCACUCUUGAUCAGUUGGAUUCAUUACUUGGAAGCAAAGGUUUUCAUCCCGGAAGCAAAGUGCAACUAUCCCCAGGUUAUGAAGAGGUGUCAGAUAACCUAGUGAAGUAUUGUCAAGGACAUCCAUUAGCUCUUAAAGUUUUGGGUAAGUCUCUACAUAAUCAAGAUGUAGCUUACUGGGAAGGGUGCAUAGAAGGUCUGAUGAAAGAAACAAAUUCUCGUAUAAAUAAUGUAUUGAGAAUGAGCUUUGAUGCUUUACCAUGUAACAAUGAUAAGGAGUUGUUUAAGCACAUUGCUUGUUUUUUUGUUGGAAUAGAUAAAGAUGUUAGUGAAACAAUAUUAAAUGCAUGUGAUAUAAAUACAAGAUCUGGGAUCACAGAUCUCGUUGACAAAUGCCUUCUUAGUAUAGGACUGAAUAAUGAAUUGAAGAUGCAUCAGUUGAUUCAAGAGAUGGGAAGAUGGGAAGUACGUCAAGAGUCACUUGACAAACCAUGGAAGCGAAGUCGAUUAUGGUGUCAUGAGGAGUCAUUUAGAGUGUUAAAACAAAAAAAGGGAAAGGGAAAUGUUCUAGGCCUUGCUCUUGACAUGCGCAUGAUUGAGAAAGAGAAGUUGGGUGCAUCAUUUGAGCUGAAAACGGAUGCAUUUAGUAACAUGGAUAAUUUGAUGCUACUACAACUUAAUUAUGUGCAUAUGAAUGGGUCUUAUGAGAACUUUCCUAAGGAAUUAAGAGGCUUGUGUAUGCAUGGGUUUCCUUUAAAGUCUAUAUCUUUAGACUUACCGAUGAUGAAUUUGGUUGCUCUUGACAUGUCAUAUAGCAAUAUUGAAUCAUUUGUCGGUUGUGAUAGUAAUCCACGGCUUGACAAGAGGCAAAAGUGGGACAGAUCACGCUUAAAAGACAAUAAGCUACUUGGAUCAUUGAAGAUUCUUAAUUUAAGUUUCUGUAAACAACUUCGUAGUCUUGGUGAAUUUGAGCAACUUCCUACACUUGAGAGGUUAAUAGUUAGAAAUUGCAUUAGUUUGGUUGAGGUCUGUGAAUCAAUUGAGAAAUGUGUUGACCUUGCCUUCAUCGAUCUUAGCUACUGCAAGAAGAUUGAAAAACUUCCGAGAAUCAUAAGAUGUUGA
Molecule: messenger RNA, 1407 nt
Organism: Lactuca sativa (garden lettuce)
Lineage: Eukaryota; Viridiplantae; Streptophyta; Magnoliopsida; Asterales; Asteraceae
Product: disease resistance protein RUN1-like
Biological process (GO): defense response
Molecular function (GO): ADP binding
Source: RefSeq, a predicted model, not a curated record